Merops nubicus (carmine bee-eater) is the source of this 1217-nucleotide messenger RNA. It is a transcript of the gene MRPS5, whose product is annotated as mitochondrial ribosomal protein S5. The annotation marks the transcript as partial. Lineage: Eukaryota; Metazoa; Chordata; Aves; Coraciiformes; Meropidae. Gene Ontology annotation, molecular function: RNA binding; structural constituent of ribosome. Gene Ontology annotation, biological process: translation. The record is from RefSeq and is a predicted model, not a curated record. Gene Ontology annotation, cellular component: ribosome. The transcript is spliced from 10 exons.
GAAAUGCUGUGGUACCAAGAGGUCCUGUAUAUAAACACCUUUCUAUCUUAUCUUCAUUCUCAGGGUUUGCUUCAGUGCCAGUGAAAGGGAGUUGCUGUUCCUAUUCUAGCCUGGCAUGGGCUUUCCAAACAAGGUGUUCCAUCUCUGCCCCCCGGACUGUGACAUUUGAGCAACGCAGAUCAAGCAGUUUCUUCAAUACAUUGACAGCUGAUGAGCUAUGGAAAGGAGCUUUGGCAGAGACUGGUGUGGGAGUAAAGAAAGGAAGAGGAAAGAGAAGGAAGAAAAGGCUAAGGAAGAAUCUCAAUAGAGGCCAGGAGAUUGGUGAAGGACGUUCUGGUUUCCUUUGGCCUGGUCUUAAUGCUCCUGUGAUGCAAAGUGGGAGAGUCCAGACAGUUACCCAACGAAAAAAAGAAGAACAAGAGAGAAUUCAGUCUGAACUUGUUCAGCAGAGAGAUACAUGGGAGAAGAAAAGAAAACUAAAAGUUAAGAGAGAAGGAGGAUGGAGUGGAAAGUGUUGGGGAGGUGUCCUUCUGGAUCCUCCUGACCCAGGUCCUAAUGGAGAAACUUAUGAAGAUUUUGAAACAAGAGUCAUUGAGGUGAAAAAUGUGUUUUGUAUGAAGGCAAAAGAAGGCAGAAAAAAAUCAAUACGUGCCUUAGUGGCUGUUGGAAAUGGUAAAGGUGCUGCAGGGUUUGCACUGGGGAAGGCAAGUGACAGGAUGAAUGCUCUGAGGAAAGCAAAGAAUAAAGCAAUACACUGCUUGCAUUUUAUAGAGCUGUAUCAGAACCACACAAUUUACCAUGACAUUGCAGUGAAAUUUAAACGCACAGUCAUCCGCAUGAAGAAGCAAAACAAAGGGUAUGGUCUUCAUUGCCACCGAGCUAUCAUCACCAUCUGCAAACUAAUUGGCAUUAAAGACAUGUACGCCAGGGUUUCUGGAUCCAAAAACUUGAUUAACAUUACCAGAGCUCUCUUUAAAGGCUUGACACAACAGGAGACUCACCAGCAGUUAGCAAACCAGAAGGGUCUGUAUGUAGUGGAGUUCCGGGAGGAGCAGGGCCCUCUGCCCAUCGUUGUGGCACUGCCCGAGGGGACUGUCCGAGAGGAUCCCGAGCCUGAAGAUGAGGUUCCAGACACAAAGCUGGAGUGGAGCGAGGUGAAAGCAGCUCAGGGAAUGAAGAAAUCUCCCUGGGCGAACGUCAGACGGACAAUAUGGUAA